GACACUCUGUCCUCACGGCCGGCGCGCGGACCUGGCGCGUUGCGUGGACCCCUCGGCGCCUCCGUGGUUUUGCCCUCCCCCUCCCAGGCGCCUGAGAUAGAGCAGGCCGGCCGGCGCCUGCGCAAUGGAGCCGGCGGGGGGGGGCAGGCCCACGGGGUCAGCGUGGAGGACGCCCCCGCCCCCACUCCCACCCCAUCUCACCGCGCGAUUACCCCGGCGGUGCCCGGGACUCGGGCUUCGGGGUCACAGUGUUGGAGGCUGAGUCCUGCCUCAGUCCUCCAGGUACAGCCGCGAGUCGGAUCAGAAGUGAAGAAGUCCCCCUGCAGAUGGAGACCAGGGGCUUGAACCUGGGUCCAUGUUCACUGCCAUGUGUGUAUAUAACCAGGUUGUUCUGCUGUGCCUCAUCACCUUCUCCUAAAGAUGCAUCCUGACUUAUCUCCACACUUGCACACUGAAGAAUGCAACGUGUUGAUUAACUUGCUUAAGGAAUGUCACAAAAAUCACAACAUUCUGAAAUUUUUUGGUCAUUGCAAUGAUCUUGAUCUGGAGAUGAGAAAAUGUUUGAAGAAAGAGUACCAUGAAAAGAGGAUGAAGAGCAGGGAGCAUGGCGAAGCGAUGCGAAAGAAACUUUUCAAUCCUUCAGAGUAAUCUGAAAAAUGAAUUCCAUAUUCACUGGAAACCUUGGUUGAGAGAAGAAUUAUGGACUCUUGGCUGAUAGCCAAAAGAAUUCUGUCUUCAUUUGGUCUUCGUAAUCCUUUGAAUGGAAAGUGACCUAUGAAAAGUCAAGCCAUGGAGACAUAUGGAAGCUUGGAUUUUGAGUAUUUGUUGGGCAGAACCUUUCGUACUUUGUACUAUACCAGUGUACUUCAUUUCUGACUUCUUCUAUUUGUCUGCAACUAGUUAUCAUUUAAGUAACUUAUCAAAUUCAAUAAAAUAACUGAUGUUAAGCAUAUUUUCUCUAUUCUCUUAGAUCCUCCUAGAUUAAGGACAGAAUAGUUCCACAAAACUUCCCUUUUGACAAUGUGACAUUUUUGGAGCUUAAACACUGAAGACAUAACCUAGGGCAAAAAACUUGAAGAAGUCCCAUUCCAACUGUUAACUGAUAUGAAAAUAUUUCAACUUUAUUGCUUAUAUGAUAACUAUUUUUUUAAAGAUUAGUUAACAAUGGUACAAUUGCAUUUGGAUGGGAUCUUUACUUUGCUGAUUUAAGUGUCCCCCCCCUUCCCUCCUGUUUGUGGGGGGGCGGUAAUGGUUUACAGCACAGUUGUUAUUGACACAUAAGUACAGUUUCCCAGUUCCAAAUGAUGGGUGCUUGUAAAACAUCUUUAUCCCUCAACUUAGGACAUCAAGCCUCCUUCCCCUUACCCCCGCUUGCACUCCCUCCCAGAGUCCUUUGAUUUGGUGCAGUAAACCAUCUCUAGUCCAAGUUUUAUUUUGUUUUCCUUUUCUGUUCCUGCUUCCCAAGUUCUACCUACAAUGAGAUAGUAUUUAUCCUUCUCUUACAGACUCAUCUCACCCAAGCCCAGGUGAGGCAAAGAUUAGGAAUUUUAGAGUUUCAGGUCUUUGAUCCAUUUUGAUCUGAUUUUGGUGCAUAGUGUUAAGUGGUGGUCUAGUUUCAUUUUUCUGCACGUGGUUGUCCAAUUUUCCCAACACCAUUUGUUGAGGAAACCUUCUUUUCUCCAUUGAGUGGUUUUGACCUUUUUGUCACUUUUAGGUUGUAUAUGUGUGGUCUCAUUUCUGGGCUCUUGAUUCUGUUUCAUUCAUCCAAGUGUCCAUUUUUAUUCCAGUACCAGGCUGUUUUAAUUACUACUGCUUUAUAAUAUAAACUGAAGUUGGGAAGUGUAAUACCUCCAUGUUUUUCCCUUUUUUCUCAGGAGUGCUUUGGCAGUUGAUAGUUCAUUUGUGAUUCCACACAAUUUUUUUUCCUUUAUUGGGAGAUUAAUGAUUUGCAGUCAAAGUAAAAUACAGUAGUUGGUACAUGUAUAACAUUUAUCAGUUUUCCACAUAACACUCUAACUCCACACCCCACAAAUUUUUAGACAAGUCAUUCAGUUUCUUUGAAUGUCAUUUGUCAGGCUGAGACGCAGAGGAGAGAGAGAGGAGAUCAGGGCAAAGAGGGAACACAAAUCUUUUUUCUCGCGGGCACCUCAGAGUUGGGUGAGAGUGCAGCAGUUCGGGCCACGUGGAGCUAGCAAAAAUGGCCGCCUCCCACAGCACCCUUCUCUUUGUCUAAUCCCCGAGGUGAAAAAGCGAGCGAGGGGCGGAAGAAGAAAGGCUUUAUAGGGCAAAAACUGGGAGUGACGAGCCAGGACAGGAUUGGUUGGGAAAGGCACUCUGAGAAUAUCGAAUUAACUCUUGUGAAAACUGGCAACAGCCUGAGGGGACAACAUGGCGGAACAGGCUCUCUGAGAAUGUCCCAACUCUCGUGGGAACUGGCAAUAGCCUGAGGGGACAACAUGGCAGAUGUGACUGCAUCUGCACAAUUCCCCAGCAGUCAUUGGGUUGUCACAGGCAUUGUAUCUAACUUACAAUAUCUACAACUUUUUUUUUCUAUUUUAUAAACUAGUUUUUAAUGUAAUACUCUUUAUAUUCUGUGUCUUUUUUAUGUUGACCUUGGUUAAUCAACAUUGAUUGUAUUGCUCUGUCCACUUUGCCAUCUCCUUUUCUGUAUCUUUAUUUUCUCCUAUUAUUUGUGUUCCUGGUUCUAUUCUACCACUGACCACUUAAUUAAAAGUUGGAAUUCCUUUGCUUGCUUAUAUGUGGGAUUCCUUUCAGUUAUUCUUGCAAGGCAGGAUUGAUGGGGGUGAAUUAUUUCAGUUUCUGUAUGUUUGAGAAGAUCUUUACUUCUCCCUUAUAGUUGAAGGAUAAUUUGGCAGGAUAGAGUUUUCAUGGUUAGCAAUUUUUUUUCCUUCAAGGUUAUUGCCUGCACCAUGAAUCCACUGCUUCUGGAGGCUAUUUUCCCCCCUUUUGUUGCCAUUGUUGUUUUUUAUCGUUGUGGUUAUUAUUAUUCUUGUCAUUGAUGUCAUUGUUGUUGGAUAGGACAGAGAGAAAUGGAGAGAGGAGGGGAAGACAGAGUAGGGGAGAGAAAGACAUCUACAGACCUGCUUCACCGCCUAUUAAGUGACUCCCCUUCAGGUGGGGAGCCAGGGGCUUGAUCCCCUUUCGGGUCCCUGCACUUUGCACAAUGUAUGCUCAACUCACUGCGCUACUGUCUGACCCCUGGUUAGCAAUUCUAAUCUUUUAAUACUUGGAAUAUGUCAUUUCACUCCUUUCUUACCUAGUCUAGGGUUUGUGGUCAGAAGCUUGGUUCUACUUUGUAUGUUAAAUUCUCCCAUUUCCUAGCAGGCCACAAUAUUUUUUCCUUGUAUUUGCUUUUGUAAAGUUAUACUAUAAUAUGUCUUGGUGUGUUCAUUCAGCUUGCUGGAUGUAUGUGUGUCUUGUUUGUUAGUUUUUGGAUAUUUGUGUUUUGAAAAUUGCCCAAAUAUAGAAAGUUUUCCUCAA
Molecule: messenger RNA, 3501 nt
Organism: Erinaceus europaeus (western European hedgehog)
Lineage: Eukaryota; Metazoa; Chordata; Mammalia; Eulipotyphla; Erinaceidae
Gene: CMC2
Product: C-X9-C motif containing 2
Exons: 5
Coding region: 421-648 (75 amino acids)
Cellular component (GO): mitochondrion
Source: RefSeq, a predicted model, not a curated record